CGCAGAGCAUUUUGGGUAGUUAUCACUGAAAACAUGGCGUCUGUUGUCAUCAGAGGUCUGUCCUUCACCAGAAAUGCAAAGGUUCUGCUUUCUCCGCUGAGAUUGUCUGCUGUUCCCGUAAAGCAUUAUGGAGUGGAAGUUUCGAAGCACGGAGAGGAGAUUACUCACACUGGGCAGGUCUAUGACGAACAUGACGUGCGAAGAGCCAGGUUUGUUGGAAGAAAGAAAGAGGUGAACAAAAACUUCGCCAUCAAAUUGGUGGCAGAGGAGCCUGUGUCUGAUGUUGAAGAUAGGGUGGUGUCUUGUGAUGGUGGCGGUGGCGCGCUGGGACACCCCAAAGUCUACAUUAAUUUGGACAAAACAACAAAAGUGGGCACAUGCGGUUAUUGUGGACUGCAGUUCAAGCAGAAGCCUCAUCACUGAAGUAACGUUCCUCCCUCUGUGGUGUUCUGACUCUGAGUAAUAAGUUAUUAACCUGUUUAAAUUAAACAGAUGCAUUAUACUUGUCUUUAAGAUGUCCUGUCCUAUACAUUAAACAAAUCCAUUCAAA
Clupea harengus (Atlantic herring) is the source of this 550-nucleotide messenger RNA. It is a transcript of the gene ndufs6, whose product is annotated as NADH:ubiquinone oxidoreductase subunit S6. Lineage: Eukaryota; Metazoa; Chordata; Actinopteri; Clupeiformes; Clupeidae. The record is from RefSeq and is a predicted model, not a curated record. Gene Ontology annotation, biological process: mitochondrial electron transport, NADH to ubiquinone. Gene Ontology annotation, cellular component: respiratory chain complex I.